CCCUAAAAGCUUCGAAAGAUUCUACUUUGGGUUAUCCCGAAACUUUUGCUCACUUAGUGUAGGUGUGUUUGCCAUGCCCGUGGGGAAAACCUGGGGCCCAGUUCUGCUGGCCGCUGUCACUGACUGGACAGUUCAGGUCAUCGCAGAUGGAUUCAGGGGAACAUUCAUGCAUGGCUUGAGUCGAGCAGACUGCUUGGUCGCCCAGGCAGUCCCCAUCGCUCCGCAAAGAGCCCCCGAACCGACGCCGGUGCCAGGGUUUCAUUAUGGAAUCGACGAGCAGAGAGACCCCCUUCCUUGCACGUGUCUCGGGCCCAAGAGAAGGGAUAGCCUAACCAGGUUCAUCCCCUUGUCCCAGACGGGUCAAGGCGCUUGCCAUGGCUUCGGCGCCGAAAUCACUACUGCAUUCAGCACUGCACGGACGAUGCUCAUUCAUAUUCAAGCCGAGACCGUUGUGGCGAUUCAUGAUGACGAUGAGAUAUGGACUUACGGGGAGUGGUGUUUCGAAGGCUGUGGUGGUGUUACGUUGCGGACGUCUACAUUGCGACCUCGGAUUGAUGGUGCUGAUUGCAACCCCAAAGUCCUUCCCCAGUUCAUCCUCGCAAUGGAGAAUGGCACGCGACCGGUGAUGGGCCGCGUUAGGCCAUGCCUCCGAGAGGACCUUCGACAGAUCUGA
Molecule: messenger RNA, 673 nt
Organism: Sodiomyces alkalinus F11
Lineage: Eukaryota; Fungi; Ascomycota; Sordariomycetes; Glomerellales; Plectosphaerellaceae
Exons: 8
Coding region: 74-673 (199 amino acids)
Source: RefSeq, a predicted model, not a curated record